AGUAACCACAGCAAUCAGUUAUGGGAUAUGGUGAGUAAGUUCCACCAAUAGCUGUGUUUGUGUGUGUUCAUUUCUGAAAAAGACGAUGUGGACGAUGUCAGGCGGCCGCAUUUACUCGGUCAAACUCCAAUUCCGAAGUCGAUGCAAGGGUUAGUCUCCUCCCCCGAUCCCUGGAUUGAUCUGGUGAGACAUCUGUCACCUGCAUGUACCUCUAUUGAUGUGGAAACAUCCCAUUUGUUGCCAUUCCUACGCCUUGCUCUUUGGUCUGCACUCUCUCCUUGGCAUUUACAAAGCGACGAUUAAGAUGGGCAUGAAGUAACUGAGCCCCUCCCCCCUCUUCGCUCCAUGACGAGUUCACUUCCCAGACAUGGCUUCCUAAUUCUCACGCUGCUAACUCUUCUUCUCGUGCUUCUCUGGCCGGCCUCCUCUUCCCAGGGAGUGCUGGUGGAUCAAGACAAGGCCCGGCUGGGGUCGGCGCCGCCCAACUGCCGCAACCGGUGCAACCAGUGCACCCCAUGCACAGCGGUGCAGGACCCGGCGCCGCCGGCCGGGUCGCGGCCGAGGGAUGGCUGUUCGUUGCCCAUCGACAAGUACUCCAAUUACAAGCCGUUGGGGUGGAAGUGCAGCUGCGGCGAUCGCCUGUACAACCCUUAGAUUAAUUUGAUGCAUGGUGGCUAGUUGGAGAGAAUUCUCCCUUAUUGUACUAUUUUUCUUAAUUUAAGUUGCAGAAACCAUAAGAAAACAAGUGGCCUAUCUUUAACAUACUUACAAGCAUUUGCAGUCGCCUUCGUAUUA
Molecule: messenger RNA, 795 nt
Organism: Zingiber officinale
Lineage: Eukaryota; Viridiplantae; Streptophyta; Magnoliopsida; Zingiberales; Zingiberaceae
Product: EPIDERMAL PATTERNING FACTOR-like protein 1
Exons: 2
Coding region: 346-654 (102 amino acids)
Biological process (GO): stomatal complex development; guard cell differentiation
Source: RefSeq, a predicted model, not a curated record